ACGGGCUGUAUUUCUGCCUGAAUACUGAGGACAUGCGCGCUGAAUGGGGGGAGGAGGUGUAUCACAGUCUGUCUGCUUCUCAUGUUUUCGGUUGACUCAAUUACGAUGCGGAUCUCUUUUAUUUUCUAAUCAUCUGUUCUUGUGGGAAAAAAAGUGAAGAAGGUUUGUUGUUUUCUACAUUUAGAGACAUGCUAAUAAUUUGACACUUUGGAGCUUUUUUUUGUUUGAGUCUUUUCAUUAUUAGAUUUUUUUUCUAAUAACCGAUCUACCCAGCCGCAAACCUGAAGUUCAUCGUUAUUAUUUUGGCCGCCGGGAUGGUGGCCUUCGUCGGAGCGGUUAUCUGCAUCAUCGCCGCCGUCCACACCGGAUCCUCCAGGGCUGCCGCGGCUCAGCAGAGACCGCCAGCCGACAACCACUCUCUGUAUCCGGAUGCGCAUCAGAGCCGCGGCGCGUCGGGCUCCGUGGCUCGGCCCGGAUCUCUGGGAGCUCUCCAUGGUUCUGAAACACCCGAUUCAGAAUCACCCACUUUCAAUGUUGGUCUCGGAGGGCUGGACGGGGUCAGUGGACUCACCGGGCAUGACCCCACGGUGAGUCGACUCAUCUGCACACCGAUACCAGCUGGAGAGUGCAACCCGAAAAACUUUCAGCAACAAGCGGAUGAUCCGUCGCUGUACGCCGGGGAAGACUGGGGGUAUCUCCGGACCACCGCCGAGGAGCUCCGGCAGACCGUGCUGCAGCAGAAGGACCAGAUACGGACGGACCAGAGGACCAUCCAGGAGCUCACAGGGAAACUAACCGAGUGUGAGAAGGGGUUGGACGGCAAGAGCAUCGUGGAGAGACGAGGCAGCGCUGCGGGGCUGUGGGGGGGCAGAGCCACCGCGGAGGAGACGCACCUGGAGCGGGUCAUGGUGCGGGACAGCCCGGGGUCAACACCUGAGAGCGGCCACAUGCUCACCGUGAGGGCUGUGGAUGAGCUGGAGCAGGCGAUCACCCAGCUCAAAGACCGCAUAGAGAAACUGGAGGUAUGUGUCUCAGGGCAUUCUUUCCCAGAGGGCUACAGGCUGUCCUUUCCAACUCGGACAAACUACAUGUACGCUGUCGUGAAACACGCCAUCCCGGCGCUGCGGGCGUUAACCGUGUGCCUGUGGCUGCGGCCCGCGGAGCGGGGGAUCGGGACGCCGCUGUCUUAUGCUGUUUCCAAACAACCCAACGAACUGGUGCUGAUGCAAGGCCUGCACACCCCCGCUGAGCUGCUCAUCAAUGAUAAGGUGGCGCAGUUGCCUCUUAACCUGUCCAAAGGCAGCUGGCAGCACAUCUGUGUGACAUGGAGCCAGAAAGGAGGAGCCUGGCAGGCCUACCAGGGGGGAAAGCUGAGGGGCGAGGGGCGCGGAGUGGCCGCCGGACAUCACGUCAGACCUGGAGGAGUGCUCAUACUCGGGCAAGAGCAAGAUUCCCUAGGUGGAAGUUUUGACUCAUCCCAGGCCCUGGUGGGAGAGUUAUCCCAGGUGGGUAUUUGGGACCGGGUGCUGUCUUCCAACCAGGUGGCUAGCUUGGCCCGCUGUGGCAAAGUAACCCAGGGCAGCGUGGCCCCCUGGACCGAGAGCGGAGUGGAGGUUAACGGAGGAGCAACGAAGGACCCUGGGGAGCCUUGUAGUAAACACAACAGGAAUUCUCAAUGACGAAUGGGGGAAUGGGAAGAGAAGGGAGAGGUAGAGUUGUAGUCCUUUUAAGAAUGGGUGGAUUUUUUUUAACAACUCUAUGUGGCAUGGACUGACAAGUAAAUCAAAAAUGUAAAGUGAGGCGUUGCAGUUACUUUACCACACUUCUAGCAACCACAUACAGUAGGCUACAAUCAUUGAGGUCCACUGGAAAAUUGUGCAAUACGAGAUGAGAUUUGUCAUAUAUAUAUAGCUGUAUUUUUGGUAGGACAAUUCACAGUAAUUUCGAAGUUCAAAAAUUAUUGUUAUAGAUCUGUCUCCAGAUUCAGGCGACACUAAACUAUUUGCUCAUUGGUCUUAGCUCAUCUAAAAGUUGCAGCCUUGCUACUUGCUAGCAGACAAAGCAGCAUGCAACGAAUGUUAAUAUGUGAAUUUAGCAAACAAUUCAUCUUUCUGUUAGCUAUUAAUCAGUGAUUAAUGUACAGGCAAUGACACAGUGAAUGUUAGCCUACCAAUAAUAGUAUACUAGCUAGCUAAAAAAACGGUCACUUUCUCAGCUUUAAAGGAAGUGUUAAGCAUUUUGUUCAGCUAGCAGACAACAAAUGUGAAUGUUAAGAUUUAAUGCUAGCAGACAAUUGAAUCUUCUGCUAGCUAUUAAUCAGUGGUGAUGUGUAAGCAAUGAUGCAAUGAUAGGUUAGCUUACCAAAACUAGCAUGUUAGCUAGCUUACCAACUGUCAAUAUCUUAACGUUAAAGAAAUUGUUCAACAAUUUACUACUCUCAUGUCUUUACAGUGAAUAUCAAGCUACCUUCAGCAGCUGGAUAACGUAGCUUAGCUUGAAACCGUUAACAGCUGGUGCUAGCUUCAUACUUAGCGUAACUACACAUGUGAGUAUCAAACUUCCUAUCAAACCUUCAGCAAGAUUGUAAACGAGUUAUUCCCAAAAUGUUUAGUGAUGAUUAGAUUAGUAGAGAUGUUGUCAUCUGUGCAUAAAUUACCACUCUCUAUUCAACCCACUCUCACGGCAUUUCCUGUUAUAGUCACAAAAUUAAUUUAAUCUAUUGAUUCGUGUUCAUCGACACGAUUUUUGCAUUUUUUUUUGUGUCACACAGAACGAUUUUAAAAGCAAUGUAUUUCUAUUGGUAGUAUAAAAAUCGUGUUAGUGAACACGAGUCACAUUAAUUUCGUGACUAUAACACGAAAUGCCGUGAGACUGUGUUGCUUUAUUCAUUCUAACGGCCUAAACUGGGUGAAAUUGAAUAUGUAUUUCACAGUUGUUGUAAGAGCUGCUGACCUCCACUAGGCUGCUAGAAGUUGUGUAAAGCUGAAUCCCUCCUCCUCAAGGUCGUGUUUGAGUAAAUUAAGGGCUGCGACAGAUUUAGAGAAGGGAGUGGUAAGGUGAUGAAAGCAUUGGAGAAUGUUAAAUACAGAGGAGAAGAUGAUGAAAAAGAAAGGAAAGACGAAGUUAAGAGAUAGAUCUGACACUUUUAAGGAGUGAUGUUACAUUGUUUUCACCUCUGCAUGAUGUAUUCAUAUAAUUACUUGCCACUGCACUGUGCAGCUCACAAGUUUCACAAAAGAAUACAGUGCCUCCUGCAUCCAUUGCUGGUGGGUGGCUGUCUUUGUGUUUUCUAUAAAGGCCUGAAGCCGAAUCAAAAACAAAAAAGGUCUUAUUCCCUAAGGAAAUCAAUACCACUAGCUGAAUGCUAUUAUUUUCUGGAGGCACUACACAUACUUUUGACAAACCUUUGCCCCAUUUAUGUCAUUCUUACAACCUCUAGCAUCUUGAAGCACACUCUUUGUUAUUUUAAGGGGACAUUUUUAGGUUCAUACUUGUAUUUUCGGUUUCCAGUAGAACAUAUUUACUUGCUUUAAAGAUUUUUCAUACUGUCUUGAUGAUGGGGUUGCAAGAAAAAUAUAGCCCACCUUUCCAUCGCCAGUUCUCAAGCUGUGUGAUGAGAUACUCAGAUGGAGGGUAGUAUAUGUUAAUAAGCCCACAUGUGACAUAGGAAGAGGGGACAAAUGUUAAUGGUUUGUUUAACGACAUCACAUUUCAUGACCUGUAUAAAGGUCUGACUGUGAUGUCAUAUAUCACUUGUCUUGGUCAGCAUUCCAGAUACACGAAUGUAUGUAAACAAACACUUAAAGAGAUGAUAUGUUUUCAUGGUCUUGAAUGUAACUUUGAAACAUACAUAACAUAUACCUAGACUAUUUUAAAACUGGCAUAAUGCAACAUUUACAUUUGUUUUUAUAUUGACUGUUUUAUUUUUGCAAUAAUAUACAUGCAACCUCUCAAUAAUGUGGUUUGAUUCGCAACCUCUAACUCUAACAUUCCUACAUUCAUGCCCGUGCAAAAGUGACGCUUCAGAGAGGUAAGUGGAGAGUCACAGUUUGAUAUAUUGGGCCACUGACCAAGAGAGAAAACACCCUGUGGGAGAUGAAGUUAGAAACAGAUUGUUCAUUUCACACUUUCUCAAACACUGGCUCUCCUUAGCAUAAAAUAAUCCUUAGUGGAAAGUGCCUGUCAGGGUGUUUGUACCCAUGUAAAAAAGAAAAAACAUCUCAUUUAAUAUUCCGUCGGAUAAUUUUUGCUGCGAGGUGAACUUGAGCUAAUUAAGCAUCACUAUUUCUGUGUUUUUGAUGAAACAUUUGAAAACACGGGACUUAAGUGCGGUGCCGUUGCUUAAUCAGGUCAAAAUCAUCUCGCUGUGCCUAACAGUGUCUUUGAAGAGUCCUCUCAGUCUGCAGUGUUAUUAAUAUUAUUAUGCCUGGUGUCUGUUCAGCUCCUGUAAGAGCUUUCUUUUUGGGCUUUUUGAUAGUGGUGUGAAAUUACUCUGUUUAUUGGAAUAGAAAGCUUUUUAACUCAAAGAAGUAUCGGCAAUGUUUUCUUACAUGACACAUUUGUUUUUCACUGUUUGCAUUGGCUUAAUCUCAUUUUGUUGUUUGUAUAAAUAAUGUAUGUCCAUGACUUGUAUGGUGUUGUAUUGUUCUGCAUAUGUGCUGUGUACAAACCUCAAAUCUGUAUUAAAGUCUUAAUUUUCAGAUGUAAA
Molecule: messenger RNA, 4708 nt
Organism: Notothenia coriiceps (black rockcod)
Lineage: Eukaryota; Metazoa; Chordata; Actinopteri; Perciformes; Nototheniidae
Product: neuronal pentraxin receptor-like
Exons: 4
Coding region: 315-1679 (454 amino acids)
Source: RefSeq, a predicted model, not a curated record